UACCAUUAAGAUGAACUUUUUUAUACUGCUACUUGUUCUCCAUACGCUUGUUAUUUGCCGCGCUGCACUCCCAAACAAGUAUGUAGUUAUCACGGAAAAGGUGCCAUUUUUCGAGGCCUGGCGUGGGUGUCAAUUUUAUGGACUUGAACUAGCAAAAGUCACCUCAUCGGCAGAUAAUAGCCAGCUUCGUAUUAUGCUCGAUCAAACCGGUCCCAAGCAUUCCACUUACUGGAUAGCAGGAACCGAUAUUGGUCACGAGGGACGAUGGAUGUGGAUAACCAACGAUAGCCCAAUCACUGCAUACACCAACUGGGGCGGUGCUAACCCAAACAAUGCCAACGGACAGGAUUGUAUGAACAUUGGAUCGUUUGAGGACGAUCCUACUUUGUGGGACGAUGUGAGCUGCGAAGAGGAACACAGUUAUAUCUGCGAGAGGAUACCACGGAAAUCACAACCAAAUACCGAAACAAUGCGCUAG
Messenger RNA from Culex quinquefasciatus (southern house mosquito), 478 nucleotides. Its product is annotated as perlucin-like protein. Gene Ontology annotation, molecular function: carbohydrate binding. The transcript has 2 exons. Lineage: Eukaryota; Metazoa; Arthropoda; Insecta; Diptera; Culicidae. The record is from RefSeq and is a predicted model, not a curated record. Gene Ontology annotation, biological process: biological process involved in interspecies interaction between organisms. Gene Ontology annotation, cellular component: external side of plasma membrane. The coding region runs from base 11 to 478 and encodes 155 amino acids.